Phragmites australis (common reed) is the source of this 1593-nucleotide messenger RNA. RefSeq names its product ornithine decarboxylase 1B, chloroplastic-like. The record is from RefSeq and is a predicted model, not a curated record. The coding region runs from base 148 to 1380 and encodes 410 amino acids. Lineage: Eukaryota; Viridiplantae; Streptophyta; Magnoliopsida; Poales; Poaceae. Gene Ontology annotation, molecular function: ornithine decarboxylase activity. Gene Ontology annotation, cellular component: cytoplasm. The transcript has 2 exons.
ACCAAGAGAGCUCGAGGCGUUCACCAAGCGAUCUUCGUUAUCGCCGCUCUCGCUACCUUGCUUGGCAUCACUUGUCUCAUCGAUUGGAUCGCGUCCUGGAGGGCUGAAUUACGUCGUCGAUCGAGUAGUAUCUGUCGCGUCAUCGGCAUGGUUGGAGGCAGCCCCAUGCAGGCCGUGCUGAUGGCCCCCGGCGUGAAGGACAGGAAGGUGCUCGCGUUCAAGCGCGACGCGCUCAAGGAGAAGGACGCCGUCACCAGCCUCAUCCGCUCCAUCGUCACGUCCAGCCCCGACCAGCGGAGCGCCUUCUACGUCUUCGACCUAGCCAAGGUCGUCGACCUCUUCAGGACGUGGCGCCGCGCGCUCCCCGACGUUCGCCCCUGCUACGCCGUCAAGUGCAACCCCGACCCGGCGCUCCUCGGCGCGCUGGUCGCGCUCGGCGCGGGCUUCGACUGCGCCAGCCGCGCCGAGAUUGAGGCCGUGCUCGCGCUCGGCGUCCAGCCCCGCGACAUUGUAUACGCCAACCCAUGCAAGGCCGAGGCGCACAUCGAGUACGCCUCGGAGGUCGGCGUCAAUCUCACCACCUACGACUCCGAGGAGGAGGUCGCCAAGGUCAAGCGCUGCCACCCCAAGUGCGAGCUCCUGCUCCGUCUCAAGGGCCCCGAGGGCGGCGAGGUCAGGGUCGACCUGGGGACCAAGUACGGCGCGCUCCCCGAGGAAGUGGCGCCGCUCCUUCGCGCUGCCCAGCGCGAGGGGAUCAACGUGGCCGGCGUCUCCUUCCACGUCGGGAGCGGCGCGUGCCGCUUGGACGUGUACCGCGAGGCCAUCGAAGCCGCGCGCGCGGCGUUCGAUGCAGCCGCCGCCCUCGGCAUGCCGCCCAUGCGCGUCCUCGACAUCGGCGGCGGCUUCGUGGCCGGCGCCACGUUCGACGAGGCGGCGACGGUGAUCAACGGCGCGCUCGCUGAGCACUUCGGCGACCUGCCGUGCGUGGAGGUGAUCGGCGAGCCGGGGCGGUACUUCGCCGAGUCGGCGUUCACGCUCGCCGCGCGCGUCAUCGGAAAGCGCACGCGCGGCGAGGUGCGCGAGUACUGGAUCGACGACGGCCUCUACGGCUCACUCAACUGCAUCAUGAUGGACCACUACGUGCCGCACCCGAGGCCGCUGGCCAGCCCGCGCCCAGGCGAGAAGACGUACACGUCCACGGUGUUCGGGCCGACGUGCGACUCGCUCGACGUGGUGGUGACUGGGUACCAUCUGCCGGAGAUGAGCGUGGGGGACUGGCUCGUCUUCGACGACAUGGGCGCCUACACCACCGGGGCCGGCUCCAACUUCAACGGCUUCGCCACGUCGGACAUAAAGAUCUACGUGGCAUACUCCAGCUGAUCGAGAACGACGACGUCUGGAUUGAUAUGGACACUUUCAUUUAUUGUGCGUACGAAUAGUAUACAAAAAAUACGCUGUAAUAGGCUCGUAUACAAGCGUAGAUACGUUGCAGAUUUGUUUUACCUUUUCUUUUCCUUUUUAAAAAUAAAAAUGCACCAUUUUCUUCAAGACUUGAUUAUCAUUUUACAUGUAUCAAUUGCCAAAACGAGAAUA